Molecule: messenger RNA, 597 nt
Organism: Saccharomyces mikatae IFO 1815
Lineage: Eukaryota; Fungi; Ascomycota; Saccharomycetes; Saccharomycetales; Saccharomycetaceae
Gene: ADD37
Product: Add37p
Exons: 1
Coding region: 1-597 (198 amino acids)
Source: RefSeq, a predicted model, not a curated record
AUGACUAUUAAACCAACGAAAAGUUUCCAGAACUGUCUUGAAGCUGAAGUGCCAGGGUAUAACGAUUGUCCCACAGUUUUGUUCUCAAUCGACCCUAACAGCGGCCCCAGACCUAAAUCAAAACCAAGAACGAAAACAAAAAGAUGCGUGAGCGGAACACUUGCCACAGAAGUAUUCGAUCUUUAUGGGAACACUAAAACAGCUACAACGCCGCCGCCAGUGCUGAAAAAAUCACCUGUAUCUGCCAUUCAACAAGAAUCUACUUGUGAGGGCGAAUCUGUGGAAGGCCAUACUGAUAGACAAUACAACAUAAUAUCAUACAAUGAGGACGAAUUACUUACUAAGAUUAAUAACCUUUCUGAACCCGGCUCAAAGUUGUCAUCGAAAGAACUGGACUUUUACAAAAAAAAGUUGGAUUCAAAUAUUGCCAAGAUUUUACAAAGCGAUCACACUAAGAUAGUGCUCUCGCAGAUUUUCGAUGAAACAGACAAAAAAGCGGCUGUAAAAACCAUUAAACAUUGGAUGGUUACGGACACGACAAUUUCUAAUUGGUGUCCAGCUUUCUUGAAGCUUUUUGAAAACCAGUCCCAGAAAUAG